AUGCUAGGAUCAGAGCAUCAUGCAUUCAUAGCGCCAACGAUCGCUACUAUUGACAAUUCUAGGAGGAUUAGCGAUAUAUCGCUCAAUUCGACUUCCUCAGAGCAGAGCGAGUGUGAUAUGGCGAUGUCGCGGACCCGAUUAAGAGGACGUGGAAGAACGAAUGGCGGGGCGGGAUGGAUGGCGAAGGCAGCCCUUUUCUCGGUUCUCUUUGCAGUUCCUGGUUCCAUGGCGCAAGGCAAUUGCAUCUCGUUAUCGGGUUCAACCACCUGCGGAGCUUUUCAGCCCGCUUCAAUUUCUACUACGGAUGAUGACCUACGAAAAAGAUUCCCCUUUCUUCAGUAUGUCAAAGAUACGGCUUCCUUUGACGACCAGUUAAGCCAAUACGUUCGAACGAGCUAUGUUCAAGAACAAUAUCAGAAUCUUCUAGGGUGCGGUAACAUCAACCUUGUCAACACUACUGAUUUAUAUGCCCGCUUUACCACCUCGAAGAUCUGUAAUGUUAUCAUUCAGAAAUCCAUUGAGCCCUGCGGCCUGUCAGACCAGGCCUCAUUGCCCUUGUGUGCCGACUCUUGUACCGAAUUUGCUGAGAGUGAAGCCUACUUGGCGGCCGACACCAAUCUUUGUCCCGGCACCAGCGAUCGUCGCCAGGAGCAGAUAAGAGCAGAUUUUAUCGAUUGUUCCGUACCACCACGCUCAUUGACACCUGGUAGUUGCAUACAAGGCAUAGCUAACGAGCCAGAAAAUUGUGGAUACGGAAGUAGCACCAUUGGAUUGUGCUCAUACUGCGCCUCGGGUGGCAUUAAUUCAACCGACACCUGUUGUUACAACUCCGAUAUUGAGACAAGAUGUGCUAACGUAGUCCUACCCACGAUUACGCCGACGAUGACCUUACCAACUGCAAGCUCCUCUGCAAGCUCGACGGCCACUCCGGUACCGGGAGCUCCCUCGGGCAAUAAUAAUAGCCUUUCUGGUGGUGCUAUUGCUGGAAUUGUAGUCGGAUCUAUCGCCGGACUGGCUCUCUUAAUUUUCCUCCUCUUGAUGUGCAUUAGACUUGCCCGACGGAGGCGCGGUAGUCAGAAGGGGAGCAUUUUCAACCAGCCUUCCCCCUCUAGAAAAGGACCCCAGACAGCUCAGAUACCCGCAAACGUGGCAGCGCCGCCCCAAGAGUACGAAGUUCUCCCCGGAGGAAGAAUAGCUCGCAUGUCCGCAUUGGAAGGCCACACCGGAGAUCCGUCCUCGAGACGUGGAGAAUCAAAGCGUGGGGUUUCAGCAGGCGCAGCAGCAGUAGGCGCCGCUGCUGGAUAUAUGACUGCAAGACGGAGGGGAGGAGACAAUCAUUCAUCUUCGGAUUCAUUUGGAGAUAGUCCUAGGUCAGAACCACGAGCAGCUAUCUUACGCCCACCCCCUAUGCGAAGACACGGUUCAUUGUCUAGUAGUUCUGUACUCGCUGGUGAGGAUCCUCAAUCCCCGGCUAGUGCUGGGGGUAUGUCAUCUCCUCCCGGUGUCAACAGCCAACAGUCCGAGCAAUUACCAUUCUUUAAGGACUAUUAUUCGCAAGACGACGUCCAUCCAGGCGAGCGCGUCGCAGUUCUAUGGGCAUACCAACCGCGCGCAGCCGACGAAUUUGCCCUGGAGCGCGGCGAUAUGUUGAAGGUGGUUGGUAUCUGGGAUGAUGGAUGGGCGACAGGCGUUCUGCUGGACGAAAGGGCAGACGAGUGGGAGGCACGAAAACAGGCUCAGAGAGACAGUGGCGUAUCGCACACCUCGGGUCGUGGACGAGAUAUAUCGCCUCCUGCUAGCGGGGAGAUAAAAGCUUUUCCAUUGGUCUGCGUCUGCCUCCCUGAGCAUUGGAGGAAAACUAUCGAAGGUGACGGGUCCACAGAGACUGGCUCGAGCGCCCAUCACGGCCACCUUACCUGA
Molecule: messenger RNA, 1920 nt
Organism: Daldinia decipiens
Lineage: Eukaryota; Fungi; Ascomycota; Sordariomycetes; Xylariales; Hypoxylaceae
Exons: 3
Coding region: 1-1920 (639 amino acids)
Molecular function (GO): protein binding
Source: RefSeq, a predicted model, not a curated record